AUGCUGUCCAAAAUGUACGAGGACUACCUUGAAGAUUAUGUAUACAAACUGAUGGCUAAACUAGGAAGUAAAAUUUGUCGACUGUUCAAAUCAAGAAAUAAGGAAGAGAAUACAUCAAAUACUGAUCUCGUACCUUGCAACUCAUCACAAGAACCUACUACAGAAAAACUUAUAGUAGCAGAUAUAAAAAAAGAUAAUAGUUUAGAUAUAGUUGAAAAGAAAGACAAUAGUUUGGAUCUAGUUGAAAGUUCGAAAGUAAGUAAAGAAAAACCGUCCGAAAAUUCUAACACGGACGUUAGCGUAAGUCAGUCCACCAGCGACCUAAAAGAGAAUCCCAAAAAGCCAAGCGGAAAUGCAAUAAUAGAGGGAGAAGAGAUGACGAGAGUAUAA
Messenger RNA from Parnassius apollo (apollo), 390 nucleotides. Lineage: Eukaryota; Metazoa; Arthropoda; Insecta; Lepidoptera; Papilionidae. The record is from the annotation of a GenBank genome assembly.